UUGGGGUGGGGGAGCGUAACCAACAAGUGUCGUGUGUCGCAGCCGCUGCAGAAACGGCAGAGAACCGUGGAGGAUUUCAACCAGUUCUGCACCUUCGUUUUGGCUUACGCGGGAUACAUCCCCUACCCUGAGGAGAACGAGCCCUGGACCCACGGCGGCAGCAUGAGCCCCCAGAACAGCACGGGGAGCACUCAGGACAGCGAUAGCUGGGCCUCCUCGCACUCCUCCGACUGCCAGCUCCUGGCGGACGACAGGAGGAGCAGGAACGCCGUGGCCAAGGGGGCUGUAGACAGCAGCCUGCUCGCGGACUGCCCUGCCUUCCCCGCCGGCUUCUAUGAUGUCCGGCCCCAGCAGACCAAGAGGAAGAAACCGCCAGUGAAGAAACUCGUUCUGGAACAGGAGGUGGAGAAGAAGGUGCCGCCGAGCGCUGGGAAAAGCUUGGUGCUGGACCAGGACCACGUGAAGGAGCCGGCUGCGCUGGAGGGACAGGUACCUCCCGUGAAAGAGCCGUUCUCAGAGCCCCCCGUCGACCCGGCCGGGGACCCCCAGCCCAGCGCCCCUCUGGAGGAGCCUCUGAAGGAGGAGAAGGACUGGCUGCACGGAGCGCAGGGGGCAGAGAAGCCAGCAGGAGACGAUCCGCAGCUAAAGGAGCACGACCAGUGCUCCGGAGGGAGGAAGAGCCCCAGUUCUUGUAGUACCUUGGACCAAAGCGAAGGGGAAGAUACAAGCAGAGGGAGCUCUCAGCUUAGUGCAGUUGAAUUCUCAGCGGCUCCCAACACCAAAGCAGAAGACGACGACGCCUGGGAUCUGAUCACCUGCUUCUGCCUGAAGCCCUUCGCGGGGAGGCCCAUGAUCGAAUGCAACGAGUGUGCCACCUGGAUCCACCUCUCUUGUGCCAAGAUCCGCAAAUCCAACGUGCCUGAGGUUUUCAUCUGCCAGCGAUGCCGCGACGCCAAGCAGGAGAUCCGCCGCUCGAACCGAGCUCGGACGGUGCCCCGCAAGCGGUUCUGUGACUGAGGCUCUUCCAGAGCAGGGAGGCUGGGGGCCCCUUUUUAAACCGAAGGCUGUAGCUCAGUCUGGCUAGACAAUCAAUGCACAGUAAUGGCAGGGGAAGGGCUGGGCCGCGGUGCUGGGCUGUCCCCCUCGCUCUUCUGUCUCCUGGGAGCUGCCGCCCUCCCUGGGGGUCGCAUUGACCACGGAGCUCGGUUACCCCAGAGGUGUGGGGGGAGAAGAGCCAUGCACUAGGUCGCUCAGAAACAUCUCUGUCCUUGCACAAACCUGGCUCAGUGCCUUUCCCCCAGGCCAGCCGAGGAGAACCUAGUCCAAAUAGUUUCCCUGUGGUGUGGUGGAAGCUUACACUUACCCCGAGAUGUGACUCCCCUUCCUCCUUUUUCCUCACCGUUGUCCUUGCCUUGGACCUCGGGGUGGGCUGCGAUGGCAAAGCCCCAGUGACCCAAGUCCUCUUCCAGCACACAGACGCAGCCCAGACAGGCUUCUUCCAUGCAGGGUGCUCUCUGGGAUGGGAGGGAAGGAACAUUGCUCCUGCCAACACCUGAAGCAGACUGGGCUGCUCUUUCCCAGGGAUUUGGUGUCCCACCUCUGGCUCAUCAGCCUUGUAGGCUGCGCAGGGACGCCCUGCCCCUGUCUGGUGGUGCUCCUGAUUUUGGUUGCUGUGCACAAGGCCCCGAGAUAGUCCGAGUAGAUUGUUAGACAAGUUGUUCUUGCUGAGGAGCCCUCCUUGGUUCCGAUUCUCCAGU
Oxyura jamaicensis (ruddy duck) is the source of this 1757-nucleotide messenger RNA. Its product is annotated as PHD finger protein 13-like. Gene Ontology annotation, molecular function: chromatin binding. The transcript is spliced from 4 exons. The annotation marks the transcript as partial. Lineage: Eukaryota; Metazoa; Chordata; Aves; Anseriformes; Anatidae. Gene Ontology annotation, biological process: mitotic chromosome condensation. The record is from RefSeq and is a predicted model, not a curated record.